Stylophora pistillata is the source of this 1392-nucleotide messenger RNA. RefSeq names its product pyroglutamylated RF-amide peptide receptor. The record is from RefSeq and is a predicted model, not a curated record. Gene Ontology annotation, cellular component: plasma membrane. Gene Ontology annotation, biological process: G protein-coupled receptor signaling pathway. Gene Ontology annotation, molecular function: G protein-coupled receptor activity. Lineage: Eukaryota; Metazoa; Cnidaria; Anthozoa; Scleractinia; Pocilloporidae.
AUGUCGAAUAAGACACAAGCUGAGUUGACGAGCUCCAUCGAACAAAACGUUACCUUGGGUUUCUAUAUCGCCAUCAUUAUAAUUGGCUUAGUCGGUAAUAGUUUGGUGAUCGCUGUCAUUUCUGGCAAGAAGAGCAAAAGGUCCAUCUAUGAUCUGUUUAUUUUGAACCUUGGCAUGGCCGACUUGUCGUUUAUCUUCUUUUACAUGCCAGUCCUCAUUUACCAGGAGUAUAUCAACAGCAUCUACAAAACUGUGUAUUACUGUCGACUUGUUCAGCCUUUGUUGACAAUCUUUUAUUUUCUAAGCAUCUUCACCAUCUCUUCCAUGGCAAUCCAUCGCUGUAAGGUGAUUACAAAUCCGCACAAACCCAAAAUGAAGAAGCGAACUGGUUACCUGUGGAUCGCUGCUGUCUGGCUGUCUUCAUUCAUUAUUGUGCUACCACUGUCCAUUGUGAAAAACUCGGAAAACGAGAAAUGUGACGAGAAAUGGCCAUCACUGGAUCAUCGUAAAGCCUACACAUUGGCUCUUUUCAUUCUUCAGUUCGUUAUCCCGCUUCAGAUAAUCGCGGCAGCUUACCUUAAAAUCGGUAUCUACUUGUGGCGCUCAGCUGCUCCGCAAAGCUCCCUUUCCUCUGUUAAGAGCAAGCGGGUUCAGAGGAGAAAGAAGGAGAACAUACAAGUUAUCAAAACACUGGCAUUGAUCGUGAUUCUGUUCACCGUCUGUUUACUGCCGGGUCAAAUUGGUUAUCUGCUGUGGGAAUUUGGAGAUGAAGAAGACCAGUCGACAAACGGGAAAUGUGACGAGAAAUGGCCGACACUGAAUCAUCGCAAAGCCUACACAUUGGCUCUUUUCAUUCUUCAGUUCGUUAUCCCGCUUCAGAUAAUCGCGGCAGCUUACCUUAAAAUCGGUAUCUACUUGUGGCGCUCAGCUGCUCCGCAAAGCUCCCUUUCCUCUGUUAAGAGCAAGCGGGUUCAGAGGAGAAAGAAGGAGAACAUACAAGUUAUCAAAACACUGGCAUUGAUCGUGAUUCUGUUCACCGUCUGUUUACUGCCGGGUCAAAUUGGUUAUCUGCUGUGGGAAUUUGGAGAUGAAGAAGACCAGGCCACGAUAGACAUCAUUUCCAAAUUUGCAACUAUUCUCGACUGCCUUCACGCUUGUGUGAAUCCGAUUGUUUAUGGACUGUUGACUGAACGGUUUCGCAGAGAAUACAUCAGACAUCUGUCGUUUUGUCUUUCGUGUGGCACAAGAGAAAAGACUAAUGUACGUGAAAACGAGGAUUUGGAGUGCCCAGAUGAGAAUGUAUCACCUGAAACCAACAGAAAAAGAACAACCAAUUGCAAACAAGUUGCUGAAACGAUGCCAGGUCAGAACGAGCACGACACAAAACUCUAA